This is a messenger RNA of Rana temporaria (common frog), 1963 nucleotides long. Its product is annotated as extensin-3-like. Lineage: Eukaryota; Metazoa; Chordata; Amphibia; Anura; Ranidae. The transcript has a single exon. The record is from RefSeq and is a predicted model, not a curated record. The annotation marks the transcript as partial.
AUGUCCGCCCUUCUAUUCCCUCCCCCAUAUCACACCGACUCCGCCCUCCCCUAUAUCACACCGACUCCGCCCUCCCCAUAUCACACCGACUCCGCCCUCCCCUAUAUCACACCGACUCCGCCCUCCCCAUAUCACACCGACUCCGCCCUCCCCUAUAUCACACCGACUCCGCCCUCCCUAUAUCACACCGACUCCGCCCUCCCCUAUAUCACACCGACUCCGCCCUCCCCCACAUCACACCAACUCCGCCCUCCCCUAUAUCACACCGACUCCGCCCUCAUCCAUAUCACACCGACUCCGCCCUCCCCUAUAUCACACCGACUCCGCCCUCCCCUAUAUCACACCGACUCCGCCCUCCCCAUAUCACACCGACUCCGCCCUCCCCUAUAUCACACCGACUCCGCCCUCCCCUAUAUCACACCGACUCCGCCCUCCCCAUAUCACACCCACUCCGCCCUCCCCUAUAUCACACCGACUCCGCCCUCAUCCAUAUCACACCGACUCCGCCCUCCCCUAUAUCACACCGACUCCGCCCUCCCCUAUAUCACACCGACUCCGCCCUCCCCUAUAUCACACCGACUCCGCCCUCAUCCAUAUCACACCGACUCCGCCCUCCCCUAUAUCACACCGACUCCGCCCUCCCCUAUAUCACACCGACUCCGCCCUCCCCAUAUCACACCGACUCCGCCCUCCCCUAUAUCACACCGACUCCGCCCUCAUCCAUAUCACACCGACUCCGCCCUCCCCUAUAUCACACCGACUCCGCCCUCCCCUAUAUCACACCGACUCCGCCCUCAUCCAUAUCACACCGACUCCGCCCUCCCCUAUAUCACACCGACUCCGCCCUCCCCAUAUCACACCGACUCCGCCCUCCCCUAUAUCACACCGACUCCGCCCUCAUCCAUAUCACACCGACUCCGCCCUCCCCUAUAUCACACCCGACUCCGCCCUCCCCUAUAUCACACCGACUCCGCCCUCAUCCAUAUCACACCGACUCCGCCCUCCCCUAUAUCACACCGACUCCGCCCUCCCCCAUAUCACACCCGACUCCGCCCUCCCCUAUAUCACACCGACUCCGCCCUCCCCUAUAUCACACCGACUCCGCCCUCCCCUAUAUCACACCGACUCCGCCCUCCCCUAUAUCACACCGACUCCGCCCUCCCCUAUAUCACACCGACUCCGCCCUCCCCUAUAUCACACCGACUCCGCCCUCCCCUAUAUCACACCGACUCCGCCCUCCCCUAUAUCACACCGACUCCGCCCUUCCCUAUAUCACACCGACUCCGCCCUCCCCUAUAUCACACCCGACUCCGCCCUCCCCUAUAUCACACCGACUCCGCCCUCCCCUAUAUCACACCGACUCCGCCCUCCCCUAUAUCACACCGACUCCGCCCUCCCCUAUAUCACACCGACUCCGCCCUCAUCCAUAUCACACCGACUCCGCCCUCCCCUAUAUCACACCGACUCCGCCCUCCCCUAUAUCACACCGACUCCGCCCUUCCCUAUAUCACACCGACUCCGCCCUCCCCUAUAUCACACCAACUCCGCCCUCCCCCAUAUCACACCGACUCCGCCCUCCCCCAUAUCACACCGACUCCGCCCUCCCCUAUAUCACACCGACUCCGCCCUCCCCUAUAUCACACCGACUCCGCCCUCCCCCAUAUCACACCCGACUCCGCCCUCCCCUAUAUCAUACCCCGACUCCACCCUCCCCUAUAUCACACCGACUCCGCCCUCCCCUAUAUCAUACCCCGACUCCACCCUCCCCUAUAUCACACCGACUCCGCCCUCCCCUAUAUCACACAGACUCCGCCCUCCCCCAUAUCACACCGACUCCACCCUCCCCUAUAUCACACCGACUCCGCCCUCCCCAUAUCACCCCGACUCCGCCCUCCCUAUAUCACACCGACUCCGCCCUCCCCUAUAUCACCCGACUCCGCCCUCCCCUAUAUCACCCGACUCC